Messenger RNA from Daucus carota subsp. sativus, 1826 nucleotides. RefSeq lists its product as uncharacterized. Lineage: Eukaryota; Viridiplantae; Streptophyta; Magnoliopsida; Apiales; Apiaceae. Gene Ontology annotation, molecular function: zinc ion binding; nucleic acid binding. The transcript is spliced from 3 exons. The record is from RefSeq and is a predicted model, not a curated record. Bases 528 to 1826 code for a protein of 432 amino acids.
GGAAAACGAAGGGAAUCAAAGCUAAGCUCAGCUUUGAGGAAAGGGUAAAGAUAAACAUAAAUAGAAGUGGGACCGAGCUGAAGCAGAACCUCGCCUCGAUGAUGUACAUAUGGCUACUUUGACCUGGGGAUGGCCUAGUUAUAUGUUUUGUUAUAUGUCACCUAGUAAUGACACGUUUUAAGUAUGGUUUGUAUUAAAGAAUGAAAGUAGACUUUAUAUGUGUGUAAUAUGGUUUUUUGUUGGAGAAAAAAAAAUGCUAUUGCUUUUAUGAUGAUUUCGCAAUAUUAUUGCAGUAAGUCUUCUUUUAUUUAGUAAUUCGGGUUGGGGUGUUACAAGUUUGGUAUCAGAGCCCAGGUUUAAAGCGGUUCUGUAGACCGGCCAUAUGUACACAUCAAGGAAGGAAAUGCUUCACUCGGUAGUAAGUGUUUAUAUUUAUUAGUGAUAUGAUUGAUUCAAUUUCUUAUAUGCUGAUAUGCUACUCGGUUUAAAUAAAUGAUUAAAUUGUAUGAUUUCUCGAGUAGAAAGAGAUGGCUGAAAGGCAAACAUCUGAAGCUAGUGAUAGUCCCACCCGAGAAAGACAUGUUAGGGAAUUUGAUGAAUUACAAGAAAUUAUUCGUAGACAAGGUGAGCAGAUAGAGAAGCUAGCUCAAGAGUUACGACAAGGGCGUAAUGCUGAAGCUGUCCCACCUCCUCCACCACCUCCCCUACAUCAGAUGGAACCUUUAUAUGAGAGAUUUAGAAAACAACGCCCACCUACUUUUGAGGGUAGCAGUGACCCAUUAGAAGCACUAGAUUGGAAGAGUUCCCUAGAAGAUAUCUUUGAGUUUAUGCAAUUAAAUGAUAGGGAAAAGGUGUCUUGCACCGUGCAUACGUUAAAGAAAGACGCUAAGAUUUGGUGGGAUGUUGUUAAGCUUACACGUGACGUUAGUCAGAUGACUUGGGCUGAUUUCGAGACCCUUUUUAACGAAAAGUUCUAUAGUGAAGCUAUGUUAAGUGCUAAAGUAAACGAGUUUAGUAGAUUGUACCAGGGGAGUCUAUCGGUUGCUGAGUAUGCUCGAAAGUUUGAUCGAUUAGCUAAGUUUGCACCGGAUUUGGUGGUCACUGAGGCUAGUAGGGUGAAUCGUUUUCUUGAGGGAUUACAACCAGAGUUAGCUAGAGAUGUUGACAUGGGACGUACUGGGCCUCUCACUUAUUCUCAAGCAGUUGAAAAAGCUUUGAGGGCUGAACAUAGGGAACAAAAGAUAAUGAGGGUGAAGGGUUCUACUACAAUGCCUAGGAGGGAUGUUCCAUUUAAUAAAGAUCAAGAUCGGUUUUCAAACAAACGAGGUGGUCAAGGAUCUCAGAAUAGAUUUGAUCCAAAUAAAAGAUUUAAAGGUGAACCACAAAACAACAAGUCGGGGCAACAACCUUGGCCACAAUGUCAAAAGUGUGGAAAACGUCAUUUCGGGGUAUGCAAAGCAGCAAUAAGGAAGUGUUAUAAAUGCGGAAAGGAGGAUCAUUUGAUCAAGGAUUGUCCGAUGUGGAAAAAUGAGCAGAAGAAAGAGGAGCCUUCAAAGACUAAUGCCAGAAUCUUUGCUAUCACGCAAGCAGAUGCAGAUGCUAGCAAUACGGUGGUGUCAGGUAAUAUUACUAUCGAUGGCAUUCCUACUUAUGCAUUGAUAGAUUCAGGAGCCACACAUUCAUUUGCUUCUAUAAAUUAUUUGAAAAGACUUAGGAGACCUUUUGAAAAGUUAUCAAGUGAGUUUAGUGCAAUAUUACCGUCUGGAGAGAUAUUAUAUUCUAAUCAAUGGUUAAGAGCGGUUCCUAGAUGUAUGAUUAUGAGGUGA